Molecule: messenger RNA, 1913 nt
Organism: Homo sapiens (human)
Lineage: Eukaryota; Metazoa; Chordata; Mammalia; Primates; Hominidae
Gene: SKAP1
Product: src kinase associated phosphoprotein 1
Exons: 11
Coding region: 324-1361 (345 amino acids)
Cellular component (GO): cell-cell junction; nucleus; cytoplasm
Source: RefSeq, a predicted model, not a curated record
AGAGCCAGCUUUCCAUCCUCUCACCUCAGGGCCCCUUUCACUCCCUGGAGUCCCACAUCUUCUUUUGCCUUGAGGCACCUCCACGCCUCCACUUCACCUCCCCGGCUUCUAAAGUCCUCAGGCCAGGUUCUUGGUCCCCCAUGCCACCUUGCCUGGUCUCCGACCUGUCCCUUUCUCCAAAGGACUGCCCUACAUCUGUAGGGUUUCCCGUCCCCCUCCUUCCCCAGCCACGACUUCCUCACCUCUCACAGAAGACCCCAAACCUUCCUGCUUAGAGGUCCCCGAGGCUCUCCAGGGGGCUGCGAGGGGCUCAUGGGAUCCCCAUGGGCCAAGGCCAGGUGGUUGACAUGCUGAAGAGUUUCUGGCAGAAGGUUUGCGGAAUGAGAACCUCAGCGCUGUUGCAAGGGAUCACAGAGACCAUAUUCUACGGGGCUUUCAGCAAAUCAAAGCCAGGGGGAGACAUUGGACAGGACAGCUCUGAUGAUAAUCACAGCGGGACUCUUGGCCUGUCCCUCACAUCCGAUGCACCCUUUUUGUCAGAUUAUCAGGAUGAGGGAAUGGAAGACAUCGUAAAAGGAGCUCAAGAACUUGAUAACGUAAUCAAGCAAGGAUACUUGGAGAAGAAAAGCAAAGAUCAUAGUUUCUUUGGAUCGGAGUGGCAGAAGCGAUGGUGUGUUGUCAGCAGAGGUCUCUUCUACUACUAUGCUAAUGAGAAGAGCAAGCAGCCCAAAGGGACCUUCCUCAUUAAGGGCUACGGUGUACGGAUGGCCCCCCACCUGCGAAGAGAUUCCAAGAAAGAAUCCUGCUUUGAACUGACCUCCCAGGAUAGGCGCAGCUAUGAGUUUACAGCUACUAGUCCAGCAGAAGCCAGAGACUGGGUGGAUCAAAUAAGUUUCUUGUUAAAGGAUCUGAGCUCCUUAACCAUUCCAUAUGAAGAGGAUGAGGAGGAAGAAGAAAAAGAAGAGACAUAUGAUGAUAUUGAUGGUUUUGACUCCCCAAGUUGUGGUUCCCAGUGCAGACCCACUAUCUUGCCUGGGAGUGUGGGGAUAAAAGAGCCUACAGAGGAGAAAGAAGAAGAAGAUAUUUAUGAAGUCUUGCCAGAUGAAGAGCAUGAUCUAGAAGAGGAUGAGAGUGGCACUCGACGAAAAGGAGUAGACUAUGCCAGUUACUACCAGGGCCUAUGGGAUUGCCAUGGUGACCAGCCAGAUGAACUGUCCUUCCAACGGGGUGACCUCAUCCGUAUUCUGAGCAAGAUGAAAGUUUCUAAAAAGACUUUGUGGCAAGAAGCAAGCCCUGAUGGAAAGGUUUGUGGGUUUUUUUUUAAUAACUUUUUAUAUUCUUAUCUAAAACAUCUUCAUUGAACAAUUUUGUAUAAUUUAAAUCUUAGCCCUACCAUUGAGAAUAUAUGUAGAGUUAUGGAAUAGUGAGCAUGUAUAAUUCUGAAGCCCUAACACAGUCACUUGUAGAUGUGCAUCCCUACCUUGAAGACAGAAACACUUCCAAAUUGAGGAUUUCAGGUCUCCUGGGAGCCUCUCAGCAUUUUUCCAAUCUUUCCAAACAUCUGGGCAAAGAGAAAUCAGACUUUAUAGAAAACAUUGAUCCCAGAAAUUCAGUUCUCUUUGCCAUCCUAAAACUAAAACUCAAGAAUCAGCAACUUAAUAAAAAUGCAGUAAAUUAGCACCUUUAGACAGGAGCAGGGUUCAUUCAGAGCUGGGGUCUGCCUGACUGAGCCAGUACUCUCUCCAUUUUAAUAGUUUAAUAAAAAUUAGCAUAAUUAACGAACAUCUGUAUGAUCCAGAGUGGUGCAAUUUGGCACUUGGAAACGAGGGCUUAAACAUGAUUGCUGUGAGUUUAAUGUUGUUUUAAUUCUUUUUGGCACUGUGCAGUGAAAUAAACGUUUGGUGGUGAUAGUU